GAGUCGCACAUGCGGAGCUUUCUUUUAUGUCAAGAAUCCUGGAGAGGCAUCGCGCACUUUGCCUCGGAGGAUCCUAAUCGUGUCAUCGACUUUCUUCAGCAGGUUCUCCAAAAUAUCUCUCACAUACUUUACGUGACUCACCCAGUAAUGUCGGCCCCGCAGGAAAUCGACUCCGCCGUAAACGACCAAUACAGAGCACGUUGCACAAGUUGCCUUUUUUAUCUCGUUAAAAUUCAUGAUAUUUUACCGUCCUCUCUAUCGUACCUUAACGUCGUCAACGAGGGAAGUCACGCCAUCUACGCUGGAGGAUUUUCUGUUCGUUUAAACCGUUCCUCUGUUGACCCCCGCCUGAAGUAUACUACGCUGCAUAGGAUAUUUGGAAAGGUUCUACAAUGGAUGGCAGAUCUCCGGUCUGCUUGAAAGUUCUCCGGAUACUCGUCAACAAUGGCGUGCAGAACGCCGACGCGAUUAUAUCAAAAUUUUGUCGUGAGGCGCUGGUAUGGAGAAAUGUCAAGCACCGAAAUGUCCUUCCAUUUCUUGGCGUCAACAAAGAGCUUUUCGCUCCGAGUUUCUACUUAAUAUCUCCAUGGAUGGAAAAUGGAAAUAUCAUUUCCUUUCUCCAUCACCACCCACGACUCGAUCGUCUACAGGCAAUAACCGACGUCGCACGCGGAAUGGCGUACUUACACUCUCUCGAGCCUCCGAUUGUUCACGCGGACAUUCGUGGCGCAAACAUACUCGUAACGGACGACUUCCGAUGCUGCUUAGCUGAUUUUGGUCUCGCGCUGGCUGUUGAAACUCCCUCCUCUGCAUCAUCUAACAGCAGUAUCUCUGGCUCUCUCCGAUGGCUCGCUCCCGAGAUCCUUGACUUUCAUCUAUUCGAUCCUCGAUACCUCACUGCCCGGGAUGUCUACGCCUUCGGGUGCACCGUUGUAGAGAUCUUCACGGGCAAACCACCAUACCCGCACAUUCAUCACGACUCGGCGAUCAUCCAUGAGGUUCUCACAAAGAGAAACCAUCCGAAACGACCGUCGUUAGUGGUAGAUGAGCUCUGGGAGCUUAUUAAAGAACUGGCGUCAUUCUCACCUGUGUAGCCCCACGUUCAUAUACUUAAGCAUGUUUAUCG
Messenger RNA from Desarmillaria tabescens, 1126 nucleotides. Its product is annotated as kinase-like domain-containing protein. Bases 393 to 1094 code for a protein of 233 amino acids. Gene Ontology annotation, molecular function: ATP binding; protein serine/threonine kinase activity. The record is from RefSeq and is a predicted model, not a curated record. NCBI's taxonomy places the organism in Eukaryota, Fungi, Basidiomycota, Agaricomycetes, Agaricales, Physalacriaceae. Gene Ontology annotation, biological process: protein phosphorylation. The transcript is spliced from 6 exons.